Molecule: messenger RNA, 723 nt
Organism: Heteronotia binoei (common prickly gecko)
Lineage: Eukaryota; Metazoa; Chordata; Lepidosauria; Squamata; Gekkonidae
Gene: BHLHA9
Product: basic helix-loop-helix family member a9
Exons: 1
Biological process (GO): regulation of transcription by RNA polymerase II; developmental process
Molecular function (GO): DNA-binding transcription factor activity, RNA polymerase II-specific; protein dimerization activity; RNA polymerase II transcription regulatory region sequence-specific DNA binding
Source: RefSeq, a predicted model, not a curated record
AUGCCCAGCUCGGUUCUGGAGAGGGGGGUGAGCCAGCUCCAGGAACUCCAUGCGCGCCAUGGCACUCCAGUGUGGAAGGCCCAUUUCCUGCAGCCCAGAGUCUCCCAGGUCCCUGCAAACGGCAGCACCAAAGAAGCCAAGCCGAAGCGCAAGGCCAGGCCGAUGCGCUCCAAGGCCCGGCGCAUGGCUGCCAAUGUCCGGGAGCGCAAGAGGAUCCUGGACUACAACCAAGCCUUCAACGCCCUCCGGCUGGCCCUCAGGCACGACCUGGGGGGCAAGCGGCUCUCCAAGAUUGCCACCUUGCGCAGGGCCAUCAACCGGAUCGCCUCCCUCUCCAUGUCUCUGCGGUCUGUCUCUCGGUGGCCCUGCGCUCACGCGGAAUGCCACAGGCCCUCAGGCCAGGGAAGCGUCAAAGGCAGCCUCGCCCCUUUCAGCCUCUUUCCGCUGCCUCAGGAGGCCGACAGUGCUGACCUGCCAUCCUUUCAGUCAUGUCCCACAUCUCCGGCACGUGGCAAGCCCUUUCCUGACUCUUCUCUCCAGCCCUUCUAUGGAAGUCCGAAGGAGGGCGACUACGUCCCGAGCCCUGCAUAUCGCUCUAGUGGCCGUUGUCAUCUCGGGAACCAUGCCGUCUGCCAGCCAAGACAUGUGGACCAUGGCCGAAGUUGCCCUUCGGAACCUUUUCCCUGGGAAUAGGGAUUUUUCUCCUCUCCACCCACGGCCUGA